Messenger RNA from Psammomys obesus (fat sand rat), 1977 nucleotides. RefSeq names its product solute carrier family 16 member 14 (gene Slc16a14). NCBI's taxonomy places the organism in Eukaryota, Metazoa, Chordata, Mammalia, Rodentia, Muridae. Gene Ontology annotation, biological process: monocarboxylic acid transport; transmembrane transport. The record is from RefSeq and is a predicted model, not a curated record. Gene Ontology annotation, molecular function: monocarboxylic acid transmembrane transporter activity.
GCCUGGGCAGCGGGAUGGUCUACUUGCCCGCAGUGGUCAUGGUGGGAAGGUAUUUUCAGAAGAGACGAGCCCUGGCCCAGGGCCUCAGCACCACAGGGACAGGAUUUGGGACCUUCCUGAUGACCGUGUUGCUGAAAUACCUAUGUGCAGAGUAUGGCUGGCGGAAUGCCAUGUUCAUUCAAGGUGCUGUGUCCUUGAACCUGUGUGUCUGUGGAGCGCUCAUGAGGCCUCUCUCUCCUGGAAGGGUAGAAAGCUGCUCAGGACGGGAGGAGCCGAGUGCCCUCCCAACUCACUCGACUGAAUCUGUGAAGUCAGGAGGACCACUGGGUGUGACUGAAGAACAGGAGAGAAGGCUUGGGAAUGAGGAGACGGUCUGUGACCUUCAAACACAGGAGAGUCAAGGUCAAACCCGUCCCAGGAAGAACAUGUGUGCCUUCCGGGUUCUGAAGACAGUGAGCCAACUUACUGUGCGGGUCCAGAGGGGCUUCAGGGAUUGGUACUCGGGCUACUUUGGGACAGCCUCACUCUUUACCAACCACACAUUUGUAGCCUUUAUUUUCUGGGCUCUGUUCGCAUAUAGCAGCUUUGUCAUCCCCUUCAUCCACCUGCCGGAAAUCGUCAGUUUGUAUAACUUGUCGGACCAAAACGAUGUGUUCCCUCUGACCUCGAUCAUAGCAAUACUUCACAUCUUGGGGAAGGUGAUGCUGGGGGCCGUGGCUGACCUCCCCUGUAUCAGCGUCUGGAACGUCUUCCUCAUUGCUAACUUCACCCUCGUCCUCAGCAUCUUCCUGCUGCCGUUGAUGCACACCUAUGCGAGCCUGGCUGUCAUCUGCGCCAUGAUUGGGUUUUCUAGCGGGUAUUUCUCCCUCAUGCCCGUGGUGACAGAAGACCUGGUUGGCACUGAGCACUUGGCCAAUGCCUAUGGCAUCAUCAUCUGUGCCAAUGGCAUCUCAGCCUUACUGGGACCACCAUUUGCAGGGUGGAUCUUCGACAUCACACAAAAGUACGACUUUUCCUUUUAUGUGUGUGGUUUGCUUUACAUGGUAGGAAUAGUCUUUUUGCUCAUUCAGCCGUGUAUUCAGAGGAUAGAACAGUCCAGAAGGAAGUACAUAGAAGGUGCACAUGCUUAGUGUCAUGGACCUUUUCGUGUGGAUUCCCUCCUCGUGCCUACCUCACCUGGCUGCUAGAGGGACGCUCUGUGUGGUAACUGGCGGUGUCUUGUGAAUGCCAUUGUCCUCACUUUGUCUGUCCUCGAAUGGCCUCUCUGCAGAGGUGUUUUAGAGAUGAUGGUGUCUAUAGCUUAUGAAAUAGUCGAUACAGACACCCGUAGGAAAACUUUCGAGCCAGGCAUGGUGGCAAACACCUGUAAUCCCAGCUCUCGGUGGAGGUGGAAAGGUCAGAGGCUCAAGACUAGUCCCUGUUACCUAGUGAGUUCCAGGCCAGCCUGGGCUACAUGAGACCCCGUCAAAAAACAAACAAAAUAGACCCCACCUUCUCUUUUUCUUUCUCCUACUUUCUCUCCCCCCCUCUUCCUCUAUUUCUCUCCAUCCCUGCUCCCUCUUCCUCUCUCCUCCUCUCUCUCUCCUCUUGUCCACUGGGGCUAAGGUUUUACAUACAUAGACUGGAAAUAAAGGCUUUGUAACUCAACCACUUCUUCAUUAGGCAAAACCCAAGUGUCUAUAUUUCCACAAAUGGUCCAGAUGAAUGGGCUUUGAACAUGAGAAUAUGGGUUUCAUAAAUUAAUUCUUACAAGGAGUUACUGGAAUGCUGGUAUCAUUUCAAAAGCAAUGUAGUCUGUGAGCUGCAGAGAUGGUUAAGAGGUCUGGACUGGAGAGGACUGGAGUUCAUCUCUCAGCACCUACAUUUUGGUUCACAACCACCUAUAACUGCAGUCCCAGGGGACCAGACACCCUCUUCUGGUCUCUUGUAGCCACUGCACUCAUGUGGUGCACAUAUAUGCACUCAGACAAAACAUAC